This is a messenger RNA of Notolabrus celidotus (New Zealand spotty), 2154 nucleotides long. It is a transcript of the gene ergic1, whose product is annotated as endoplasmic reticulum-golgi intermediate compartment 1. The transcript is spliced from 10 exons. Gene Ontology annotation, biological process: endoplasmic reticulum to Golgi vesicle-mediated transport; retrograde vesicle-mediated transport, Golgi to endoplasmic reticulum. The coding region runs from base 142 to 1014 and encodes 290 amino acids. The record is from RefSeq and is a predicted model, not a curated record. NCBI's taxonomy places the organism in Eukaryota, Metazoa, Chordata, Actinopteri, Labriformes, Labridae. Gene Ontology annotation, cellular component: endoplasmic reticulum; Golgi membrane; endoplasmic reticulum membrane.
UCGGCCAAUCAGCUUUUGCAAAGCGUCCUAAGCUGACGUCAGCCCGGUACCGAUGAACAACCGGUAGCAUUGAAGGGAGCUGUGUGGUAACCCGUUGUUUGUAUCUUUGUCUGCUAAUCCCCUUUUGUUAUCGCAAACAUCAUGCCUUUCGAUGUCAGGAGAUUCGAUAUCUACAGGAAAGUGCCAAAAGAUCUCACCCAGCCAACAUACACAGGAGCUUUCAUUUCCAUCCUCUGCUGUGUCUUCAUCCUCUUCCUCUUCCUGUCUGAGCUGACCGGGUUCAUAGCCACCGAAAUUGUAAACGAACUGUAUGUUGAUGAUCCUGAUAAAGACAGUGGUGGGAAGAUAGAUGUGAGUUUAAACGUCAGUUUGCCAAACUUACACUGUGAUUUGCUUGGUUUGGACAUCCAAGAUGAGAUGGGCCGGCAUGAGGUCGGUCACAUAGACAACUCCAUGAAGAUUCCCAUUGAGAAUGAAAAUGGCUGUCGCUUUGAGGGAGUGUUCACCAUUAACAAAGUACCAGGAAACUUCCAUGUGUCGACGCACGGUGCUACAUCGCAGCCUUCGAACCCUGACAUGACCCACAUCAUCCACAAGCUGGCCUUUGGAGAGAAGCUCUCGGUACAAAAAGUCAAAGGGGCCUUCAAUGCGUUAGGAGGGGCUGACAGGCUGUCGUCCAAUCCUCUGUCCUCACAUGACUACAUCCUAAAGAUAGUACCGACAGUGUAUGAAGAUCUCUCAGGCAGGCAGAGGUUCUCCUACCAAUACACGGUGGCCAGCAAGGAAUACAUAGCUUACAGCCACACAGGCAGGAUUAUCCCGGCUAUCUGGUUCCGAUAUGAUCUCAGUCCAAUCACAGUGAAGUACACAGAGAGGAGACAGCCCAUCUACCGCUUCAUCACAACGAUCUGUGCUAUCGUUGGUGGGACGUUCACAGUCGCAGGGAUCAUCGACUCCUGUAUAUUCACAGCUUCAGAGGCCUGGAAGAAGAUCCAGAUUGGAAAAAUGUCAUGAGGAUUGCUCCCCAGCCCCCUCCUCAUGUCUUUAUUUAUAAGUGAAGUGUUGCUAGCCUGUUAGCUAAAUCCAAUCCCUGCUCAAACCUACUCACCAUGACCAAUGGAGUGGCUCUGGCACUCGAUCUAACUACCAGGCUACACGGCUGCGUCUCAGUUACUGACAGCCCUCUCAAGCUUCGUCUGCUCCUGUGAUCAUCACAUGGGAACAGAGUGAGGAGAGGAGAGGAGGGGACAGGAGAACUCUUUUGUUACUCAAGUCUGGAGUACUACUGUGUGUCAGGGUUUAACCAGUGUGGGUACUUGAAGACUGCACUUGAUUUUUUUAAGAAUGAAGUAAAGAAAAAGCUGAUAUUUGUGCCCAUACACUUUUUUUAUUUGGAGUUAUCAACAUAUGACCAAAAUCUUCAUAUAUUUCCAAUCAUAGGGAAAUGAUCAUUUAGCAUCUACGUGAUUUACAGAGCCUUAUUAUUUUUAUAAUGCAGAAAAUGAGGUCCAUUCUUCUGUCAGUACAUCAGUCUAACCUGUCUGUGUUCAGUCCCUGAGUACUGCAAAGGGAAGUGAUCAUUUGAAGGUGUUCUGCGUGUGACAGACUUUAAAGUGAUCGAUCAAUUUUCAUUUUUCAUUACAAAGUUUUGCAUCAUGUUUCCAGUCCAUCCAUUUAAUCUCCACUACUCAAACGUUGUGCCUCUAUGUUUACUGUUUCACCAUACAGCAUUAUAUUAACUCUAACCUUUGUGUUUUUUUUUAGUGUCUGGUUUUAAAUCCAGUGUUUCUUCAUGUUCUUUCAUGCAUGUUACAUCUUACAGUAUCACUUUCAGAGGGUUUCUUUUCAGGACAGUAAUCAUUGGUCGUAGUUAUAACUUCUUUUUUUUUUUACAUUGGGUCAAGUGUCUUGUCUUUUUCUAUGAGAAACUGAUUUAGUUUGAUUAUUUUUAUACUGUACGGUACUUGUUUUUUUCUAUGAAGUUGUUAAACUUUGAAUUUGUUGGCCAAGAUGUUUUUCCUCUUCAGUCAAUUUGUUUUUCUUAAAUUGUUAUGUGUAAAAGACCUCUGAUUGAGGACAGUGAUAUUCACAGGCCCCUGGUCUUUACCCUGUUAUGCGUUCCUUCAGUAAAGGUACCAGAGAAAUCACUUUGUA